Messenger RNA from Solea senegalensis (Senegalese sole), 1734 nucleotides. RefSeq names its product trafficking protein particle complex subunit 5 (gene trappc5). Gene Ontology annotation, biological process: endoplasmic reticulum to Golgi vesicle-mediated transport. Lineage: Eukaryota; Metazoa; Chordata; Actinopteri; Pleuronectiformes; Soleidae. The transcript has 3 exons. Gene Ontology annotation, cellular component: TRAPPI protein complex; TRAPPII protein complex; TRAPPIII protein complex. Bases 69 to 635 code for a protein of 188 amino acids. The record is from RefSeq and is a predicted model, not a curated record.
CCUUAUGGAAGAAAGAAGAAGAAAAACAAGGAAACAGGACGUUCGCUGAAUUACUGUCAACCAAGAAAAUGGACACACGGUUCACUCGGGGGAAAUCCAGCAUCUUAGAGCGGCCCCUGACACGACCUAAGACUGAGGUCAGUGUGAGCGCCUUUGCCCUCCUUUUCUCAGAGAUGGUCCAGUACUGUCAGAGCCGCGUCUACUCUGUGUCCGAGCUGCAGACGCGCCUGGCGGACAUGGGCCAGAGUGUAGGAGCCAGCAUGCUGGACGUGCUGGUGCUGAGGGAGAAGAAUGGAAAGAGGGAGACCAAAGUCCUGAACAUGCUGCUCUUCAUCAAGGUCAACGUGUGGAAGUCUUUGUUUGGGAAGGAGGCUGACAAGCUGGAGCAGGCCAAUGAUGACGACAAGACUUACUACAUCAUAGAGAAGGAGCCACUAAUCAACGCCUACAUAUCUGUGCCGAAAGAGAACAGCAGCCUGAACUGCGCUGCUUUUACUGCUGGCAUCGUGGAAGCCAUCCUCACACACAGCGGCUUCCCUGCCAAGGUCACUGCCCACUGGCACAAAGGCACCACACUCAUGAUUAAGUUUAACGAGUCGGUCAUCGCCAGGGACAAGGCUUUGGAUGGCAGAUAAAUAAAAAGACUUUAGAGACUGCCCCUUUUUUUAAAAAAUCCAUACAGGAUGAGGAUAAAUCAUCCAGUUCCAGGCUUGUGUUAAUAUAUGAAGUAACUGUGACUGAAUGUCUUUGUGGAAACUAAUGCAAGAAUGGAUGUGCUGAGCCACAGAAAAAGAUGCAGCUGGUUUGUUCAAAAUUGCAGGAUGUAUGGGUUUUUUCAAACAUGUUGUACAUUAACGGGUGUGUUUUCCAAAAAUUACUUUUAAAUGUCAUGGUAAUUCAUUACUUGCAGUGAUGCAUCGUUGUGGAGCUGUGUGUAAUGUACGUUGAUCCUCGCUCUCUCCCUCAUGAAACACAUUUACCCGUCAGCUCCAGAAUUCCUACUGCAAUGGUGCAACUGACACAGAAUUGUCAUGAUUUAUCAGACUCUGCAGGCAGGAAGAACCUGACAUGACACUUUCUGGUGCACAUGAGAGCAUGCAGCAUAGAAUUUCCUGUCAAUGAUGUCAUCUCGAUCUUACACACUCCUUUUAUGUGACCAGGAAAACAGCUCAGUUGCACUGUUAUUUGACUUUGAGAAUCAAUUAGCAGCAUAAAAAAACAGAUUAGAUAGUCGUAGCACUUGUGAGUUGCAGCAAUUGACUCAAACUGGAUUGAAUGUGGAACAGUCAUUGAUUUUUUUCUCAAUGGUCACCAAUGAUUUGUAAAAACAAACAAACAAAAAAUACUGUAUUUUACAGUUAAAUAUCCAGACUAAGGUUUGUUUUCAAUUUAACAAGACUGUAAUUGAAUAGUCCAUUAAACAAAUCCUAAUGAAUGAUGUAAAAAUACAAGGAAUAGAAAAAUAUGUUCAUUGUAAUCGUCCAAACUGUAUGGAGCUCUGUCCCAUGGUAAGAAAAGCUACUUAAAGACCCUCUAAUGUUUAUCUACUCUAUCAUCCCUCAUUGUUUAAGGACACAUGGUUACACUGGGAGUCAGAACAGUUUCAGAGGUUAUGGGUGCGUUUUAGGGGCUUUGGACCUCAAUAUAUCAGGAUACAGCCCUGCUCAUAAUGUGUUCUUGUACUUGUAUUAUCAGUACCACUGUUGAUCUUGAAUAAAACUGUUGGAAAAAAUA